Molecule: messenger RNA, 1392 nt
Organism: Rotaria socialis
Lineage: Eukaryota; Metazoa; Rotifera; Eurotatoria; Philodinida; Philodinidae
Source: the annotation of a GenBank genome assembly
AUGGCCGAAGAAGCAUCUAAUUCAAAUGAUUAUCCAAUACAAAUAUCUGAAAAUAGUCAACCCUCAAAUUUCGAUGAAUUUCGAGAAAUGGUCGAUGCUGCACUUAAUUUAGAUGCAACAAAUGACACACGUAAUGAUGAAACGCUUGGUGAAGAGCAACAGAUCAAUCAGGCGUUAUUAUCGUCAUUAGCUUUAUGCAAUGAUAAUGAGCAAAUUACGUCACUUAGUACAAAUACAACUGUUUCAGUCGCAGAACUACCCAGUGAUAUUACAUAUAGUCUUAAUGUAGCUGCGAAACAAUUAUCUUUACUAUAUGAAAGUGUCUCUAAUGUAACAAACACUGAGCAAGAUGGUAAUCUCGUUGAAGAUAGUGACGAAACAGAACAACUCAACAGUAGCACUGUUGAACCAUUGUCUGAACCAGAAACAGCUUCGUCCACUGUUCCUAAACCAACAACUCUAUCGACUACAAAUGAUAAUCCCCAACAAAAACGACACAUUAUGAUUAGUUAUAAUCGUUCGUCACGUGAAACAUGCCAGAAAAUUUAUGAAGGCCUAGUGAAAAGAAAUUAUAAAGUUUGGAUGGAUUUAACAGAUAUGGGCGAUGACAUACUUGUUAGUAUGGCUCGAGCCGUAGAAAAUUCUUAUAUUGUUCUCAUUUGUAUUAAUCAGCAAUAUUAUGAAAGUGAAUAUUGUCGAUUAGAAGCUGAAUAUGCUGCAGAAAAUCGUAUUAAAUUUAUUCCAUGCUUAAUGGAAAAAUCGUUUCGCGCACAAAGCUGGUUGGGUAUCAUAAAAGGUUCGAAUUAUCAUAUUGAUUUUUCGGAGCUUGAAGAUUUCGAUAAAUCAUUCGGUGAACUAAUUCGCCAAAUAACACACGUUGAAAGGAAACUAUCUGUGCAGCCUCGUCGUACUCCUGCACCUUCUUCAAUGGUAAACCCAAUGAGAUCAGCAGCAAUGUCAGCAACGCACGCUAACAUAUCUAGUUCUGCGCAAAAUGUAAAUUCUCGCCGUUUUGAUGCAAUUAUACGUGAAUAUAAACAAUCAAUUAAAAAGAAACGUGGUCAAUUAACUCGUUUAAAAAAAAAUGAAUUAUCGGAUCUUAUUAGUAAGCUUCGUCAAGAAUUAUUCACUGAAACAUCACAAGUAUUAACUGACAGCGACCGAUCAGAUGAAGAAGACGAUAAACAAAAUAAUGAUAGUCAACUUUUAGAGCACCUUUUAACUAGAUCAUUAGAUCAAAAUGAAGUAUUACUAAGAUUAGUUGAUCGUCUAACAACAACACAACCUACUGAACAGACUAAUAUACAAAAUUUAGAUAUGAAUGGUAUUGUUAAAGUGAUAUUAGCAAUUAUGCUUUUGUGGACACUAAAUUUAUUGUGUCACAAAGAAUAG